Molecule: messenger RNA, 553 nt
Organism: Aphanomyces astaci
Lineage: Eukaryota; Oomycota; Saprolegniomycetes; Saprolegniales; Verrucalvaceae
Product: 60S ribosomal protein L44
Exons: 2
Coding region: 83-397 (104 amino acids)
Biological process (GO): translation
Cellular component (GO): cytosolic large ribosomal subunit; ribosome
Molecular function (GO): structural constituent of ribosome
Source: RefSeq, a predicted model, not a curated record
GUGGGGUUUGGUGGUGGGGAGCCCAGCGAUCCAGUAGGGCGUUUGUAUUAUUGGACUUUUCGCAAGGAAUCCCCUGAGAACAAUGGUGAACAUCCCCAAGGAACGCCGUACCUUUUGCAAGAGCAAGAAGUGCCGCAAGCAUACCGUGCACAAGGUGACCCAGUACAAGGCUGGCAAGGCCUCCAAGUUCGCCCAAGGUGCUCGUCGUUAUAACGAGAAGCAACAAGGUUUCGGUGGUCAAACCAAGCCCGUCUUCCACAAGAAGGCCAAGACCACCAAGAAGAUCACGUUGCGCAUGGAAUGCAAGGAUUGCAAGGCCAAGAAGCAACUGCCCAUCAAGCGCACCAAGCACUUCGAAUUGGGUGAAAAGAAGAAGUCGUCCGGCCACGUCUACUAAGCGCCGUGCUGGUACUGGUGGUGGUGUUGUUCCUACCUCGACCUGUCGCCUCUUCUCUUCCGUCGUCUCCCUUGUGCUGCUGCUCAAAUGCUUUGUCCUUUGAUCAUUAACACGGGUGUUGAACAUGCGAGUCCAAUAAAACUUAAUCUUUCUCGA